This is a messenger RNA of Penicillium hordei, 1344 nucleotides long. Its product is annotated as rRNA-processing protein SOF1. The transcript is spliced from 2 exons. Gene Ontology annotation, biological process: maturation of SSU-rRNA from tricistronic rRNA transcript (SSU-rRNA, 5.8S rRNA, LSU-rRNA). Gene Ontology annotation, molecular function: protein binding. Gene Ontology annotation, cellular component: small-subunit processome; nucleolus. NCBI's taxonomy places the organism in Eukaryota, Fungi, Ascomycota, Eurotiomycetes, Eurotiales, Aspergillaceae. The record is from RefSeq and is a predicted model, not a curated record. The coding region runs from base 1 to 1344 and encodes 447 amino acids.
AUGAAAAUCAAAGCACUUUCCCGCUCCACGGCAUCGCAGCAGGCCCCCGGGUCCGCUGUCGUUCGCCAGUCGCGGAAUCUCGACCCAACUCAGCAUCCUUUUGAGCGGGCUCGUGAAUACACUCGAGCUCUGAAUGCGAUCAAGAUGGAGCGCAUGUUCGCUGCUCCCUUCCUAGCUCAAAUGGGUAAUGGACAUGUUGACGGUGUUUACUCUAUGGCAAAAGAUCCCGGCUCGCUUGAACGUUUUGCAAGUGGCAGUGGUGAUGGUGUGGUGAAGGUGUGGGAUCUGACAACGCAGGGCGAGGUUUGGAAUACCCAAGGCCAUGAGAAUAUGGUCAAGGGACUGUGCUGGACGCCGGAGCGAAAGCUUCUGUCAUGCGCGAGUGACAAGACCAUUAAAUUGUGGGAUCCUUACAACUCAUCAUCUGAGGCCCCACCGAUGGCAACCUACCUCGGAAAUAGUGCCUUCACCAGUGUUACGCAUCACCGAACCCUCCCUUCUUUUGCUGCCGCUUCUGGUGUCAUUUCUAUCUACGACCUUUCCCGGCCGUCCUCCACACCAUCGCAAACUCUGCACUGGCCGACCAGCGUUGACACCAUCACAUCUGUUGCGUUCAACCAGACUGAGACUUCUAUCCUGGCUUCGACCGCCAUGGAUCGCUCAGUCAUCAUGUACGACCUGCGUACUUCCCAGCCGGUCCACAAGACGACAUUGAGACUAGCAUCUAACGCCAUUUCGUGGAACCCCAUGGAAGCUUUCAACUUUGCCGUGGCAAACGAGGAUCACAACGCGUACAUCUUCGAUAUGAGAAAGAUGGACCGUGCUCUCAAUGUCCUGAAGGACCAUGUGGCUGCUGUUAUGGAUGUUGAUUUCAGCCCCACGGGUGAAGAGCUGGUCACUGCCUCAUACGAUCGGACAAUCCGCCUAUGGAACCGAUCAACUGGUCACUCGCGUGACAUCUACCACACAAAGCGGAUGCAACGUGUCUUCUCGGCAACAUUCACACCUGACAACAAGUAUGUUUUGACAGGAUCGGACGACGGCAAUGUUCGUCUCUGGCGUGCCAACGCAUCAGACCGCAGUGGAGUUAAGACUGCCCGUCAACGUUCUAAGCUGGAGUACGAUCAAGCUUUGAUCAAGCGGUACUCACACAUGCCCCAAAUUCGCCGCAUCAAGCGCCAGCGUCAUGUGCCCAAGCCUAUCAAGAAGGCUGGAGAAAUCAAGCGCGAGGAGCUCAAUGCUAUUAAGAGGCGUGAGGAGAAUGUGCGCAAGCAUACUAAGAAGAGCAACCUGGCACCGAGAACCCAUGAGCGUGAGAAGAUGAUUCUGGCCAACGAGCAAUAA